AUGGCAAGGCAACCGCCCGAGCUGAACUCACAACAGGAGAGCUUCAUGGACCCAGCUGAUGGCACUCUGUGCAUCGUUACAUCAUUCUGCGCCGGUGGCGACCUCGCCGCCGAAAUCCGGCGGCGUGCUGCUAAUGCAGUGCGUGGGCGCCACCAGGGGCACUUAGACGGCAGCAGCCACAACGCCGCUUCUGGUGGGGAUGGUGCAGCGGCCCAUGGUGGUGGCAGCGCAGCGCCGCCGCCCACAUAUUUUCAAGAGAGUGAGGUCAUGGACCUUUUCUUGCAGGUGGCAGGAGCACUGCAGUACAUCCACAGCCGCCGCAUCCUCCACCGGGACCUCAAGACUCAAAACAUCCUGCUGGCUGAGGAGGGCGCCGUCAUGCUGGCGGACUUUGGCAUCAGCAAGGUGCUGCAGCAGGCGGAAAGCUACGCCACAACCAUGGUGGGCACGCCCCUGGUGAUGGCGCCAGAGGUGUGCACCAGCCGCCCCUACACCUUCAAGAGCGACAUCUGGUCCCUGGGCUGCGUGCUGUAUGAGAUGGCAACGCUCAAGAGCGCCUUCUCAGCGGACUGCUUUCUUUCGCUGGUGAGGCGCCCUGUCGCGCCGCAGGAGUAA
Monoraphidium neglectum is the source of this 615-nucleotide messenger RNA. RefSeq lists its product as hypothetical. The record is from RefSeq and is a predicted model, not a curated record. Gene Ontology annotation, molecular function: ATP binding; protein kinase activity. Gene Ontology annotation, biological process: protein phosphorylation. The transcript is spliced from 3 exons. Bases 1 to 615 code for a protein of 204 amino acids. NCBI's taxonomy places the organism in Eukaryota, Viridiplantae, Chlorophyta, Chlorophyceae, Sphaeropleales, Selenastraceae.